Molecule: messenger RNA, 901 nt
Organism: Plasmopara halstedii
Lineage: Eukaryota; Oomycota; Peronosporomycetes; Peronosporales; Peronosporaceae
Exons: 1
Coding region: 499-687 (62 amino acids)
Source: RefSeq, a predicted model, not a curated record
UGGAUGGCUUUUAACACGGCUUCUCUACUGUUUCAUUGUCGUGUAAACUGCCGUUGGGAUUUUGCUCUUGAGCAAGAAAGUGUGCUCGUGAUCCGGCGAAAAGACUUUCUGAAUAUUGGGUAGUCAAUACCUCUUUUAACUAGUCUGAUGACUAUCUUUAGAUGUUCUGCCAUACUGAGAAAAUUAUUUUCACGCGCCAUUGUCGAGCAAAAUGAUUCAUUGAGUGAAGUUUCCAGGGAACGUUGUCGAGCGAAUCAGGAAUCAGUACCCAGAGCUAUGAAAUUUAUUCUACUGUUGCCAUAGUCUUCGAGAUAUUGCUCUCAGCAUCAGCAAUCCCUUUUCUGUGAGAAGAGAAUUCAGUGGUGUUUUUUUUUCGUUUUAUCUCUUGCAUUUUUUGACGCGUUUAAGUGCGAUUUGUCUCGCUUUCGGUGACAUUUUUGAAUUUGUUUGAUAUAUAAAAAUUGUCGAAGUAAGACAUAAAGCUAAAUUCUGCCAUCUAUGUCUGUAGCUUUCAUUGCCGCAAUUAAGGACACAACUGCAAUCAAUGGUUACAAUAGUACACUAGCUAGUCAGAAACAUGUGCCGUCGUCACUUAAAUCUCUCUCUUGUUUUGCAAAUUGUUAUUUCAAAACUUACCAUGAAUUAUUCAAGCAAAAGCGAGGACGCAGAUUGGUGUGUACAACAUGAAGCAGGAUUUCGUCCUGGGCAUCUUGCCCUUCGGAAAUCGCUGGAAGAAACACAGCAUGUAUAUUGAGAUUGCAGUGUGAGGUUCAUUCGCAUCAAGCUUAACAGGCACUCGAAGUGUAGCUGCAGUUACCAUCGCUUCUCCCUCACUCCAAUUUUCGCUCCGUACCGUCCGUAGCUUCCAAAUACCCCUGUAAAAUAGUAAACUAGACAUCAU